Morus notabilis is the source of this 672-nucleotide messenger RNA. RefSeq lists its product as uncharacterized. The record is from RefSeq and is a predicted model, not a curated record. Bases 202 to 672 code for a protein of 156 amino acids. NCBI's taxonomy places the organism in Eukaryota, Viridiplantae, Streptophyta, Magnoliopsida, Rosales, Moraceae. The transcript has 5 exons.
UCUUACAAAUUUCAAAGUGUUCUUAGUUUUCUUCUUUUCAACAGAACAAUAUUGUUCUGCAGAAACGAUAUUACUGGUUUGAGAAGAAAUUGUUCUGAAGUAUUAGCCGGACGGUAUGGCUACUCUUUGAAGUACCAAGGUUUGCAGUUGUUCAGCACCAGUAGUAGAGAAACGUGGACAGAAAUUGGGCGUAAUUCCAAUAUGGUAAAGGAUCAUGCAAAGGAGAAGGUUCGAUUCCCUGCAAACGUUCCAGCUUCUCCUCGGCAGUACUUUCCUUACUGGGCAAGAUGGGUUUUGGGCUCCAUACUCACUGUGCUGCCUUUUUCGAACGAGAAAUGGGCCAAUCUUCAAACUAUAGAAGGAAAAGCAGAAAUGGUUGUGGAAGAGGUAGAAAAUGUAGCGGAGAUAGUAGAAAGAGUGGCAACAGUAGCCAAGAAGGUAUCAUCAAACGUAGCAGAGAAACUUCCAGAGGAUGGAAAGCUAAAAGAAACUGCUUUAUUUGUGGAACGCGUAUCCAAAAAGGCUGCCCAUGAUGCUCAACUAACCAUAGACUUUAUUCACAAGGUUGAUGAAUUGAAGCAUGACAUUGAAGACUUGGAGACUAUGGUUGAGCCAGAUGGCGAUUCGAAGAAUGAAACUAAAGGGAAAGUGUUACGAAAAGAAAAUUCUUAA